This is a messenger RNA of Zonotrichia albicollis (white-throated sparrow), 898 nucleotides long. The record is from RefSeq and is a predicted model, not a curated record. NCBI's taxonomy places the organism in Eukaryota, Metazoa, Chordata, Aves, Passeriformes, Passerellidae.
UGUGAGAUGGCGUUUCCCCGCGUCAAGCCCGCAGCAGACGAGUCAGCGUUCAGCGAGGCGCUGCUCAAGAGGAACCAGGACCUGGCUCCCACCGCGGCUGAGCAGGCUUCCAUCCUGUCCCUGGUGACCAAGAUCAACAACGUCAUCGAUAAUUUAAUUGUGGCACCGGGAACGUUCGAGGUGCAAAUCGAGGAGGUUCGCCAGGUGGGCUCCUACAAGAAGGGCACCAUGACCACGGGGCACAACGUGGCCGACCUGGUGGUGAUCCUGAAGAUCCUGCCCACCCUGGAAGCCGUGGCAGCCUUGGGGAACAAGGUGGUGGAGAGCCUGAGAGCGCAGGACCCCAGCGAAGGUGAGCCCUGUGGAAGCCGUGGCAGCCUUGGGGAACAAGGUGGUGGAGAGCCUGAGAGCGCAGGACCCCAGCGAAGUCUGCAGGGUCACUACGCCGUGAUGAACAACCCCACCCGGCAGCCCCUGGCCCUCAACAUCGCCUACAGGCGCUGCCUGCAGAUCCUGGCGGCCGGGCUCUUCCUGCCCGGCUCCGUGGGCAUCACGGACCCGUGCGAGAGCGGCAACUUCCGCGUGCACACGGUGAUGACGCUGGAGCAGCAGGACAUGGUGUGCUACACCGCCCAGACCCUGGUGCGCAUCCUGAGCCAUGGAGGAUACAGGAAGAUCCUGGGGCAGGAGGGUGAUGCCAGCUACCUGGCCUCUGAGAUGUCCACGUGGGACGGGGUGAUUGUGACGCCGUCGGAGAAGGCGUACGAGAAACCGCCGGAGAAGAAGGAAGGGGAGGAAGAGGAGGAGAACCAGGAGGAGCCGGCGGCCGGGGAGGAAGAGGAGAGCAUGGAGACGCAGGAGUGACACCUGUGGCAGCUGCAGCAGGUGAGGGGACACA